AUGACCAGCAUGACUACAGCAGCACCUAUAACUCCACAAUUUUAUCACAUGAUAAGCAUACCCGAGUUUGUGCCAAACAGUGAAACGUUUGCAAUUUGGAAAGAAAAAUUUGAAAUACACAUGUGCGAGCAAAGUGUGAGUGAAGAAAAUGCAAAAAAAUCAACGUUGUUGAAAUCAAUUGGAACAGGCCCGUAUGGUGUAUUACACAGUUUAUGCAGUCCAGAUUCACCUGUAUCAAAGUCAUACAAGGAAAUUUGCGAAAUACUUUCAACGCACUACACACCACCUACACUUGUUUUUCGAGAACGAAAAAAGUUUCAUAUGGCAGUCAAAGGCGAAAAUGAGACAAUUGCAGAAUGGUAUGCCCGUUUAAAACAGUUGGCAUGUAGCUGUAAAUUUGGUGUCUAUUUGGAAGCAUUCGUACUUAACCAAUUUGUGAUGAGUCUUCCUAAUGCAAUAUUUGAACGCAUGUGCGAAGAAGAUGAACGUCUAUCUCUUUCUGACGCACUAAGAAAGGCAAUGAUAAUGGAGACCAAAGAUUUUGCAAAGAGGACAGGAGAGAACAUCAGUUACGUGAACAGAAGCAGCGCAAAUCAAAGAAAAAAGCGAAACUGCAACAAUAGAAACAACGGCAGUUAUGACACUGGAAGUUUCAAGGGCAACGGAAGAUCACAUGGGAUGAACUUCAAAAGCAGUAGCAGCGACGGUAGUGACGGCGACGCAGGCAGAGGCAAAAAGCAGCAGAAAUUCUGUGUGCACUGUGGUUGGAAAAAUCAUCGAUCUGAAGAGUGCAAGUACAAACAUCUAAAUUGUCACACUUGUGGGAAGAAGGGUCAUUUGGCGAGCGUAUCGUGGCACCAACUUCUUCUGGUGAGGUUUACGUGUUACCGGUUACAAUUGAUGGUUGUAACAUGAACGUCACUUGCGAUACUGGAGCAUCUUGUACAAUUAUUCCAUAUUCAGUUUAUGAGAAGGCAGUGAUGAAGAAGCCGCUCAGAGAAUGUAAUGUUCCGUACAUGGACUACAAUGGUCGUCUUAUUGAAAUUGUCGGUGAGUACGAUGCAACAAUUGAAUAUCGAGGCAUAAGAAAAGAAAUGGUUAUAGUAGUUGCGAAAACAAUGAGUCCAGCUUUACUUGGUAGAACAUUUUUGAGAUCGUUUAAUUUUGAAUUAGUUCAAGUUAACAAUGUUAGCGAAAGUGAACAACUCUCUGUACUUACAAAACAAAUAAAAAGUGAAUUUGCAGAUGUGUUUAGACCCGAAUUAGGUUCUUUUAAUGGGAGCAAAAUUAUGUUACAAAUAGCGGAAAACACCAAGCCAAUAUUUUUCAAGCCUAGGCCGCUACCAUUAGCAUGGAAAGACCGCGUUGAACAAAAAUUACGCGCUUUGAUUGAGUUAGGAGUUUUAGAACAAGUUGAUAGUUCUGAUUGGGGAACCCCAUUGGUUCCGAUUCUUAAGCCAGAUGGUGAUAUAAGAAUUUGUGGAGACUACAAAGUUUCCGUAAAUAGAUCAUUAGUCGAUGUACGAUAUCCGUUACCACGAAUUGAUGAUAUUUUUGCAGCACUUCAAGGAGGCGUAUUAUACACUAAACUUGAUUUAAGCAAUGCUUAUAACCAGUUGCACCUAGAUGAGCAAUCUCAGUUGUUGUGCACAUGGAGCACACAUAUUGGACUUUUAAAAGUCAAACGAUUACCUUUUGGUAUAAAAACAGCAGCAGCAAUAUUCCAAAAGACAAUGGAAUGUUUAUUCCAAGGAAUAAAAGGAGUCGUAGUUUAUCAGGACGACAUUACAGUAACAGGAAGCAAUCUUCAAGAACACAUUUCAAAUUUAAAAACAGUUCUUAGCAAGCUGAAAUCAGCCGGACUAACUUUAAAUGCAAACAAAUGUGAAUUUUUCAAAUCUAAAAUUCGUUACUUAGGGUUCUCAAUAGACAGGUACGGAUUAAGCAAAAAUGUUGAUAGAGUUUCCAGCGUUUUACUAGCACCCACACCUAAAAAUGUAUCUGAAUUACGAGCAUUCAUUGGAAUGGUGAAUUAUUAUUCAAAGUUUGUUAAAAACUUCGCACAGAUAAUGAGUCCAUUAUAUGUACUUUUGCAGAAAGAUUCAAAAUUUGUUUGGACAGUUGAAUGUAACAAAGCAUAUGAGAGAAUUAAAAGUGAGAUAACUUCAGAACAAGUCUUAGUGCAUUAUGACGCAAACUUGCCUAUUGUCUUAACGACUGAUGCCAGUAGUAAUGCCGUAUCUGGCGUACUAGCACAUAGAUUUGCUGAUGGUCUUAAACCGAUAGCAUUUGUUUCCAGAGCCUUAUCAAAAAGUGAAAUUAAUUAUAGCACACUGGAUAAGGAAGCUCUCGCGAUUGUAUAUAGUGUAAUGAAGUUGAAACAAUACCUUCUAGGGAUCAAGUUCAUCUUGAGAACUGAUCAUAAGCCCCUCUUGGGAAUAUUUGGAGAUAAAAAAGGAUUGCCACUUAUGGCGUCUGCACGUUUGCAGAGGUGGGCUUUAAUAUUGUCAGGAUUUCAGUACACAG
Molecule: messenger RNA, 2526 nt
Organism: Scaptodrosophila lebanonensis
Lineage: Eukaryota; Metazoa; Arthropoda; Insecta; Diptera; Drosophilidae
Exons: 2
Coding region: 1-915 (304 amino acids)
Source: RefSeq, a predicted model, not a curated record